CUCUCUCUCUCCAGAGUGCAUGCACACCCUUUUCACUUGAUUUCUAUUUUGAUUGAAGUAAUAAUCAGAGCAUCUAAUAGAAGGGAGACAGAAAGGGAUACAUAUUUGCGUUUAACACCAUACAUUAUAUACCUUUUAUCAAGAUUGCGAUUAUGGACAUUGCAGAGGACAUCUAUACCAACAUAGAGGAAGUCAGUUUUAAAGGCUGGGAUGAUCUGACUGCAGGUUACGCAACUUUACACAUGGGUCCCCAGGAUGGAACUAGACUGAAGAGUGGGAAUGAAAACUCUCAGCCUUCCAGACUGGCUACUCUUUCUCUGGGACUGCUGUGUGUUCUCCUACUGGCCACAGUCAUAAGCCUGUCUGUACAUUACCAUAAAAAACACAAUCAACUGUCCAGACUCCAGAUCUCAUACAACAACCUGACUGAGCAGGAACAAAAGUACCAGAACACCGUUUCAGAACAAGAGAACAAAAUAUCAGAAAUGCAGAUCUUGUUCAACAACCUGACUGAUGAAAAUCAUAAGUUACAGAACAAAAUAUCAAAAAAGGAAUGCUGUUUUCAAGAUUGGAGGAGUUUUCUUUCUGGCUGUUAUUAUCUCUCUCUUGUUGGCAAAACUUGGAGUGAAAGCAGAGAAGACUGCAAAGACAGAGGAGCGGACCUGGUGAUCAUAAACAGUAGAGAGGAACAGGUGUUUCUUAACCAACUAGGAAAUAAUUUGCAUUACUGGAUUGGCCUGACUGACUCAGAGAAGGAAGGCACAUGGAGAUGGGUGGAUGGAACUACACCACCCACACCACAGUUCUGGAGACAAGGAGAGCCAAAUAAUGCUCACGAGGAUGAAAACUGUGUAGUCUUCAACAGCUUUACGAACAGCCUAGGAAAUAUUUGGUCAUGGAACGACCAGCCUUGCUCAUUAAAAACCAACUGGGUAUGUGAAUACACGCUUACAUCCUCCUGAAAAUGACCCACAUUAUGAUGAAGAAUAGCAGCUUAAUUUAUUUUUAAAAACAGCACAUCUAUGCAUCUCUAACAAGGUUACUGCUUAAUAUAGCUUUUUGUAAUUCAUUGGUUUGUAAUGGUUUAAUGUCUGAUAAACAAACUUUAUAAUGUCAAUUGUAAUUGCUUUUAUGGUAUUUCCAUUUUUAUUGUGACACAAUCAUUAUAACACAUGAUUCAGCUGUAAAGGAUACUUGGGUCACAGUUGAUUUCUCUGUAUGAAUUAAGGAGAAAAAAAUGUGAAAACUCAUCUAAACCCUGAUAAAAUGUUGGUUAAUGUAACACAUAAUUUAAACCAUCUUCAGUAGCUUCACCUGGACAAGACAUCUACUUCAAAUGGAUAAUGUUUUUCACAGAUUUAAUGAUUUUGCAAGGAAACAUAACAGUUUGUUAUGUUUUAAUGUACAGUGUCACGCUCAUGGAAAAUAAAGGUAUUGAAAGUACAAAAUAUUUGAAUGUAGAUAUUGACUCUAGUGCAAUGUUGGUUCAGGCAUAAUCUAACCUGCUAACAGUGGUUUCAACUGAGAAAAAGACAGGUGCUUUGGAACUGUGGUUCUCAACUGGUGUGCAACAACCAUGCUGGUCUUGAAUUGGUUGUGUGUG
This is a messenger RNA of Esox lucius (northern pike), 1603 nucleotides long. Its product is annotated as C-type lectin domain family 4 member E-like. NCBI's taxonomy places the organism in Eukaryota, Metazoa, Chordata, Actinopteri, Esociformes, Esocidae. Bases 153 to 962 code for a protein of 269 amino acids. The record is from RefSeq and is a predicted model, not a curated record. The transcript is spliced from 6 exons.